Molecule: messenger RNA, 1020 nt
Organism: Phaeodactylum tricornutum CCAP 1055/1
Lineage: Eukaryota; Bacillariophyta; Bacillariophyceae; Surirellales; Neidiaceae
Exons: 3
Biological process (GO): protein folding; protein catabolic process; proteolysis
Cellular component (GO): mitochondrial matrix
Molecular function (GO): ATP hydrolysis activity; ATP binding; ATP-dependent protein folding chaperone
Source: RefSeq, a predicted model, not a curated record
AUGCCCACACCGCGUGAAAUUAUGAAAGGACUCAACGAAUACGUAAUUGGACAAAAGAACGUGAAGGUAGCCUUGUCAGUUGGGGUCUACAAUCAUUACAAGCAUUGCGAAAUAGACAAAAGCAAUAUUUUAUUGUUGGGACCCUCCGGAAGCGGAAAGACCUUGCUCGUCAAGACACUGGCGCGUUUGAUUGACGUCCCUUUGGUCAUUGCCGAUGCAACUUGUUUGACACAAGCUGGCUACGUCGGUGAAGAUGUGGAAAGUAUCCUGUUCAAAUUAUAUCUUGAAAGCGGACAAGAUGUAGAACGAUGUCAGCGGGGUAUUGUUUACAUCGACGAGGCGGACAAGAUUCGCAAGUCUGGGGGAAAUGUUAGCAUCAGUCGGGACGUUUCGGGAGAAGGAGUUCAGCAUGCGCUGUUGAAGAUUGUAGAAGGCAAUGUUAUCAACGUCCCAAAGGAACCCGGUCGCAAGAAUCCCCGGGGCGACUUUUUGCAGAUCGAUACGACCAAUAUUCUUUUUAUCUGCGGAGGAGCAUUUUCAGGCCUCGAACGCAUUAUCAAUCGUCGUAUGGACGCAGCCUCUAUUGGGUUCGGUGCACAAAUGAAGAAGGCAAUUGACGAUCCCAAGGUUCAAGGACGCUACUUUGACAGCGCCAUCCCCAAAGAUCUAGUAGAGUACGGGAUGAUUCCUGAAUUUGUCGGUCGCUUUCCGGUGAUUGUUGCAACCAAGGGACUCGACAAGAAAAAUCUCAUCGACAUUUUGACCGUCCCAAGGAAUUCGAUUAUGAAACAGUACCGCCGUUUGUUUGCGAUGGAUGAUGUAAAUUUCCACGUCACCAAGGAAGGUCUCGAUGAAAUCGCGGAAACUGCUCUUGGACGUGGUACGGGAGCCCGAGGAUUGCGAUCGAUUACUGAUUCGGUCCUCAUGGAAACACAGUACGUUGUGCCUUCCAUGCCUGAUGUGCACACCGUGUACGUGGAUGCAUCAGCCGUACGAGGGGAACGCAAACCCAUAUUGUUA